GUAUAAGAGGGGCCUGUUCAAACCUCUUCUUCCUUCUCAUCUCUCCUCAUCAAACACUUCUUCUCAUCUUCUCUUCGACACUCUUCUUCUCUACAGUUCAGCUUCAACUUUUCACAAACCCUUUCAAAGCUCAUCAAAAUGGUCAAGAUCGCUGUUCAAUCUCUCCUCUUCGGAGUCGUCGCCGCCAUGUACAUGGGUGGUGCCGCUGCCGCUCCUCAGCCUCAGUCCAAGGGCGUGCAAGCUUCUGAAUUCUGCACCAAGUUCACUGCUGCCUGCAUUGACGUCUGCCCCAGCAAGAAGAACCUCCGCGUGACUUGCACGAAGAAGUCCCCCCGCAACCGUCAGUUCAACUUCAAGUGCAAGUGUGACGGCAAGAACCGCACCACUCGUGCUCUCAACCGCAUCCCCACUCUCGGUCAGGCCGACCCCUCUUCCUCGUCCUCGUCCUCGACCUCCACUGGAACGUCCACUGGCCUGAUCCCCACGGUCACCAGCGGCGUUGUCCUUCCCACCGGCCAGACGUCCCUGAUCGGCGGCGUCACCAGCAACAUUCCCAACCCCACCUCUGUGAUUGGAAGCGCCACCUCUGAGAUCGGCUCCAUCGUCGAGAGCGCUACCAGCGAGAUCGGCUCGAUCAUCAACGGUGGUGCUUCCACGAUCACUUCGGUCGUCGGCGGUGUGACUUCCACCAUUGUCAGCGUCGGUGCUUCCGCCACGAGCGAGGCUGGUGCCAUCGCUAGCUCUGCCACCAGCGAGAUCGGCGGCAUUGUCAGCUCUGCCACCUCGGUCAUCGGAAACGAUGUUGCGCCCACCGUCACUAGCGCUCUGGACGGUGCCGCCACUUCGGGCGUCGGCAUCAUCGCAUCUCUCACCAGCCAGGUCGGCAGCGUCGCCACUGGCGUGACCGCUGGCACUGGCCUCCGCAAGCGCGCUGCUGAGGUUGAGCUCAUCGCCGAGGUUCCCAAGAGCCUGUCUCACCGUGACGUCGAGAUCGAGAAGCGUCAAUCCGUCACCACUUUCUGCCAGCAAUACCGCGACGGAUGCGCUCGUCAGUGCGCUCGUGUCAGCUCGGUGCCUCAGAAGCAGACCUGCAAGAGAAUCGUCCGCGGCAAGAAGAGCGACAAGUACUCCCUCUACUGCUCUUGCGCCAACGGCAAGCUCGAGACCCAGCACGCCCUGAACGACAUUGACGGCAAGGGAGCCAAGGCCACAGUUGUUUCCUCCUCCACCGUCGGUGCUACCUCGACUGCCACCAGCGCUUCCAGCAGCAGCACUGGCAGCCUCGUGCUGCCUACCUCUGUACUGCCCACCAUCGUCUAAACGGGCACCAUCGAUUCGCGUCGACCCUUCGCAAAGCCUGAGGCAACUCAGCACACUCUAACGACGGACCCUCGUUUUCUCUUCCAGUUCCAUUCACAGUGUCUCACACCUA
Molecule: messenger RNA, 1432 nt
Organism: Ceraceosorus guamensis
Lineage: Eukaryota; Fungi; Basidiomycota; Exobasidiomycetes; Ceraceosorales; Ceraceosoraceae
Exons: 2
Coding region: 139-1320 (393 amino acids)
Source: RefSeq, a predicted model, not a curated record